AUGCCUCUAAUAUGUGCCUACUACAACUGCUGCAUGCAGGGCAAACGUCAGCGCAUGAUAAAAAUACAUAAAACGAAUCAAGGCCGUUCGGACAGACAGCCUGGAGCAAACGGCGGCGGAGGCCCGGGAUCACAACAGGCCAAUCAACAGGCGGGAGGAAGCGGCCCCAACCAGGGCCGUUCGGACAGACAGCCUGGAGCUAACGGCGGUGGAGGCCCGGGAUCACAGCAGGCCAAUCAACAGGCGGGAGGAAGCGGCCCCAACCAGGGCCGUUCGGACAGACAGCCUGGAGCAAACGGCAGCGGAGGCCCGGGAUCACAACAGGCCAAUCAACAGGCGGGAGGAAGCGGCCCCAACCAGGGCCGUUCGGACAGACAGCCUGGAGCAAACGGCGGCGGAGGCCCGGGAUCACAACAGGCCAAUCAACAGGCGGGAGGAAGCGGCCCCAACCAGGGCCGUUCGGACAGACAGCCUGGAGCAAACGGCGGCGGAGGCCCGGGAUCACAACAGGCCAAUCAACAGGCGGGAGGAAGCGGCCCCAACCAGGGCCGUUCGGACAGACAGCCUGGAGCUAACGGCGGUGGAGGCCCGGGAUCACAACAGGCCAAUCAACAGGCGGGAGGAAGCGGCCCCAACCAGGGCCGUUCGGACAGACAGCCUGGAGCAAACGGCGGCGGAGGUCCGGGAUCACAACAGGCCAAUCAACAGGCGGGAGGAAGCGGCCCCAACCAGGGCCGUUCGGACAGACAGCCUGGAGCAAACGGCGGCGGAGGCCCGGGAUCACAACAGGCCAAUCAACAGGCGGGAGGAAGCGGCCCCAACCAGGGCCGUUCGGACAGACAGCCUGGAGCAAACGGCGGCGGAGGCCCGGGAUCACAACAGGCCAAUCAACAGGCGGGAGGAAGCGGCACCAACCAGGGCCGUUCGGACAGACAGCCUGGAGCUAACGGCGGUGGAGGCCCGGGAUCACAACAGGCCAAUCAACAGGCAGGAGGAAGCGGCCCUAUCCGGGGCCGUUCGGACAGACAGCCUGGAGCAAACGGCGGCGGAGGCCCGGGAUCACAACAGGCCAAUCAACAGGCGGGAGAAAGCGGCCCCAACCAGGGCCGUUCGGACAGACAGCCUGGAGCAAACGGCGGCGGAGGCCCGGGAUCACAACAGGCCAAUCAACAGGCAGGAGGAAGCGGCCCUAUCCGGGGCCGUUCGGACAGACAGCCUGGAGCUAACGGCGGUGGAGGCCCGGGAUCACAACAGGCCAAUCAACAGGCGGGAGGAAGCGGCCCCAACCAGGGCCGUUCGGACAGACAGCCUGGAGCAAACGGCGGCGGAGGCCCGGGAUCACAACAGGCCAAUCAACAGGCGGGAGGAAGCGGCCCCAACCAGGGCCGUUCGGACAGACAGCCUGGAGCAAACGGCGGCGGAGGCCCGGGAUCACAACAGGGCAAUCAACAGGCGGGAGGAAGCGGCCCCAACCAGGGCCGUUCGGACAGACAGCCUGGAGCAAACGGUGCCAGAGGCCCGGGAUCACAACAGGGCAAUCAACAGGCGGGAGGAAGCGGCCCCAACCAGGGCCGUUCGGACAGACAGCCUGGAGCAAACGGUGCCAGGGGACCGGGAUCACAACAGGCCAAUCAACAAGCAGGAGGAAGCGGCCCCAACCAGGGACGUUCGGACCGACAGCCUGGAGCAAACGGCGGCGGAGGCCCGGGAUCACAACAGGGUAAUCAACAGGGUAAUCAACAGGCGGGAGGAAGCGGCCCCAACCAGGGCCGUUCGGACAGACAGCCUGGAGCAAACGGUGCCAGAGGCCCGGGAUCACAACAGGCCAAUCAACAGGCAGGAGGAAGCGGACCCAACCAGGGCCGUUCGGACAGACAGCCUGGAGCAAACGGCGGCGGAGGCCCGGGAUCACAACAGGCCAAUCAACAGGCAGGAGGAAGCGGACCCAACCAGGGCCGUUCGGACAGACAGCCUGGAGCAAACGGAGGCAAAGGCCCGGGAUCACAACAGGCCAAUCAACAGGCAGGAGGAAGCGGACCCAACCAGGGCCGUUCGGACAGACAGCCUGGGACAAACGGAGGCGGAGGGCCGGGAUCACAACAGGGCAAUCAACAGGCGGGAGGAAGCGGCCCCAACCAGGGCCGUUCGGACAGACAGCCUGGAGCAAACGGUGCCAGAGGCCCGGGAUCACAACAGGCCAAUCAACAGGCUGGAGGAAGCGGCCCCAACCAGGGACGUUCGGACAGACAGCCUGGAGCAAACGGUGCCAGAGGCCCGGGAUCACAACAGGCCAAUCAGCAGGCAGGAGGAAGCGGACCCAACCAGGGCCGUUCGGACAGACAGCCUGGAGCAAACGGAGGCAAAGGCCCGGGAUCACAACAGGCCAAUCAACAGGCAGGAGGAAGCGGACCCAACCAGGGCCGUUCGGACAGACAGCCUGGGACAAACGGAGGCGGAGGGCCGGGAUCACAACAGGGCAAUCAACAGGCGGGAGGAAGCGGCCCCAACCAGGGCCGUUCGGACAGACAGCCUGGAGCAAACGGUGCCAGAGGCCCGGGAUCACAACAGGCCAAUCAACAGGCUGGAGGAAGCGGCCCCAACCAGGGACGUUCGGACAGACAGCCUGGAGCAAACGGUGCCAGAGGCCCGGGAUCACAACAGGCCAAUCAGCAGGCAGGAGGAAGCGGACCCAACCAGGGCCGUUCGGACAGACAGCCUGGAGCAAAUGGUGGCGGAGGCUCGGGAUCACAACAGGGCAAUCAACAGGCGGGAGGAAGCGGCCCCAACCAGGGUCGUUCGGACAGACAGCCUACAUCAAACGGCGGCGGAGGACCGGGAUCACAACAGGCCAACCAACAGGCAGGAGGAAGCCGCCCCAACCAGGGCCGUUCGGACAGACAGCCUGGAGCAAACGGCGGCAAAGGCCCGGGAUCACAACAGGCACAUCAACAGGCAGGAGGAAGCGGCCCCAACCAGGGCCGUUCAGACAGACAGCCUGGGGCAAACGCUGGCGGGGGCUGGGUAUCAGCAUGGUGGCGUUAGCAAUGAUGAGGAAAGAACCGCAGCUCAUGCGCUGCCUGGGCACACGUAUGAUGAAACAACACAAGGAACGCUUUCGGGUUUAAUUUUUCUCACACGAAGUCGAGCGGAGUACAAGCGCGAGCUGAGUACUGGAAUCAUUAUGAGAGACGAAGCGGUGGUGGAUAUGUCGCUCUUCUUUAUGCAGACAAAUAGUCAUCUUUGGUUUGGGCUUGCUCACCUCAACAAAGUAACAUGUUUACUCACUUCUGUGUAUUGUCCUAAAAGAAAGCAUAUAAUUCAGGCCUCUUUUUUUGCGUGAGCACACGUUUAAUCAGGAUAGAAAUGUAUUCAUAGUAACCCCGACACAAUAAUAAAAAAACGGACAUAA
Molecule: messenger RNA, 3409 nt
Organism: Ixodes scapularis (black-legged tick)
Lineage: Eukaryota; Metazoa; Arthropoda; Arachnida; Ixodida; Ixodidae
Product: spidroin-2-like
Exons: 4
Coding region: 1-3042 (1013 amino acids)
Source: RefSeq, a predicted model, not a curated record